Messenger RNA from Cokeromyces recurvatus, 474 nucleotides. RefSeq lists its product as uncharacterized. The transcript has a single exon. NCBI's taxonomy places the organism in Eukaryota, Fungi, Mucoromycota, Mucoromycetes, Mucorales, Mucoraceae. The record is from RefSeq and is a predicted model, not a curated record. The coding region runs from base 1 to 474 and encodes 157 amino acids.
AUGUGUAUACCCUCCUUUCGAAAACAUCGUCAAGAAUUUCUUGAAGAGAGUUUUCACCAACUACGUGACGAGACACAUUCUGUUUUGCUUUCCACUUGCCGCCCUAAUCUGAUUAUUGAUCCGAUACUCUGGUUACCCAUGACACACAGUGAGCGUAGUCGAACUAUUCGAUGGCGUCUUGGUCCGUUACCCGGAAGAAUACCUAAAGCCUGCCCAUAUCAUCCUCAUGUAUACUUUAGUCGGUCACACGCCACUAAAUGCUUGUACAUGCACACUCGUUUAUUCUUGCCACAAUCAAUUGCAGAUCCCCUUUCCUUUCUUUUAAAUCAUCUCCCUCAGCAUAAGCACAGAAAUUCUCAGGAUGUUUCUGCUUGGUUCUAUCGCUGGCCAGUUAUGUGUACCAUUCUACAGGAAAUGGAUUACUUAAUGCACGAUAAACUACUAUCUCCACUUCUUGACCCAGGCAGGAAAUGA